Numida meleagris (helmeted guineafowl) is the source of this 5362-nucleotide messenger RNA. It is a transcript of the gene SH3BGRL2, whose product is annotated as SH3 domain binding glutamate rich protein like 2. Gene Ontology annotation, cellular component: cytoplasm. The transcript has 4 exons. The annotation marks the transcript as partial. The record is from RefSeq and is a predicted model, not a curated record. NCBI's taxonomy places the organism in Eukaryota, Metazoa, Chordata, Aves, Galliformes, Numididae.
AACGCAACAGCUCCUGCGUACCUCCAUUUCCCUCACAAAGCACAACAAACGCUGGGCGUUCCCGAAGCCCCGGAGAACUACAUUGCCCGUCGGGCGCUGCGCUCCGCCCCCACCUUUCCCGCCUCCCGCCGUUAUCGCCUCUCAGCACCGAGCAGAGUGGCGCGGCGCGCCCGAGGGCUGCGAGCCGGGGAGGCGUUGCCGGCCGGGGCUGCCCGUGGGGGGCGGCGGUGGAACUGGGCGCUCCGUCCCGUCCUGUCCCGAGCGGCGGAGCGGCGUCCCCGCAGCGCGCUGCCCGUCGCACCGUCCCGUGGCCGCGGUGCGGCUCAUGAGGUGAAGAUGGUGAUCCGCGUCUUCGUCGCCUCCUCCUCGGGCUCUGUGGCGAUAAAGAAGAGGCAACAAGAUGUGGUGAGGUUUCUGGAAGCCAAUCGCAUAGAGUUUGAAGAAGUUGAUAUCACAAUGUCAGAGGAGAAAAGACAGUGGAUGUACAAAAAUAUUCCUGAGGACAGACAGCCUGCACAAGGCAAUCCAUUGCCACCACAGAUAUUCAGUGAUGAUCGGUACUGUGGAGAUUAUGAAGGCUUUUUUGAAUCAAAAGAGAGCAACACCGUCUUCUCCUUUCUUGGACUGAAACCUAGUUUGGCAUCAAAGGAGUCAUAAUCCUAGAAAACCUAUCUGAAGUAACAACAACUGCAUCUUCUGGAUGAAUGACCCUGUUCUUUAGCACAUGACAGCUUCACUUAUGGAUCACUGUGAUAGAGCAAACAUGUAUCCUUAGUAGUAGUCUGCUUGCUAGAAGACGGUGCUCUCCCACCAAUGUGGAGUUAACAAGAUGUAUAUGAAAUUGGAUUAAUGCUGGGCUACGCAUCUUCCUUUUUAAAAAUACUCAUUGAUGGUAUCACUUUUAUCUUUGGAUUGCAUUUGCAUCUAGCACUGAUAUCCUAAUAGACACAUAGGUUUAAAGAUAAGAAGUGGAAGUGCAGGGCUUCUGUCAUUCAUGAAUAAAUUCAUACAGACAGGUCCCUUAUGUUUUUAAUUCUAGCAACUACUGUUUUUGAAAUUACCUCAUCAGCACAGUUAAAAUGCUGGUGAUUAUUAGAAUGUUUGUGCUAACUACUAUCCAGAAAUUAAAAACUGUUGAUCUUAAGAUGUUAAGAUCUCAGUUCAAGCCAAUAACUGCCAUAACUGCUGUAUUUUUAUUCUACAUUUAUUUAUUGCUAUGUUUAUGCUACAUCAUUUUUAUUGUAAGAAAUGUGAGUUGCUAACCUUUUUCAUGAAAACUUGAUUUGCCUCAUGAUGUCGGUUCUUUAACAGCAGCUGUUAACACGAACGGGGUGCCAAAGCAAAAUAUUUUGACAUGAUUCCUUUUCCAAAUGAAGGUGAAAUGCAUGUGAAAUCAUGUGGUGAAUCCGUACUGGUUAGUUUGAAAGGAGAGGUCUCAUAGCUAAAGAUUACAUCGUUAUCUCUUUACUGAGAAACAUUUAACAGCCAGAAUUGGAGCUCUAUAGUUGGACUGUCUAAAAAUGAAAUUUUGCCAAAACUUUGAGUUGACCUGUAAUCAAACACAGCUCCACCAUUAGCCACAUAACAGUCAAAGGGAUACUUGUAGAGAAAGCACUCAGUCCCCUAUACUGUUAAACACUCUGCCAUUGUCUGACAGCACAUCUAACUCGCCCAGCUGUUGUCCUACUAAUGUCCCCAGAUACGGAAAUGUGGAGGUGCCUCAAAGACAGUGAGGAAGUUGAGCAUGCACUUUGCUGGACAGGGCCAUGACAGUCAGCUCAACUGAGGAUCAGGAGCCAGGUGGAGUAAAGCCUGUGACUUGCCAAUAACCAUUACAAAACAUGUUCUGGAAGGAAGUCAGAUUGAAUUCUGCAUUUUGAAUCAAGUCUGGCUGUUAAAAUAAGAGCUAUGCUGUAACGUAGCUUAUACUCAAGUGACUUCAUAAUGACUAGAUAGUGCUACUCAAAUACACAUCCUCAUGUCUUUGCAUAAAUGAAGGACAACCAAUCAGGUGGGAAAGCCUUUUUGCAAUCACAGAAUCUCUGAAGCCCAACUUCUUCUGGAAGGUGUCAGAAAUGAACCCUGUCUGUGUAACAAAUCACAUGUUCUCUUAAAGUCAAUAACCAUGGCAUCCAAGAUGAGUUAUUUGGAAAGCAAAACUAGCAGUAAUCUGGUCCAGCUUUCUGUAAACCAGGGCUAACACCAACACUAACUCAGGUCAGAUAUGGGUUUGUUUAGCAGUGUUAAAAACAUCCAGAGAUAGAGAUCUCAUAACCCUCUAUUUAACCAGUGCUGAUGCUGCAGUAAUCUCCUAGUGUCCAGCCUGCAUUCCCAGGUGGUAACUUAUGGCUAUUCCUUUGCUUUCUUGUCUAGCUCUCAGAGGGAGAGUUUGGCACCACCUUUUUGUGUCCCCAAGAUAGUUGUAGGAUACCGUUAGAUCACCUCUUAGUCUUCUUGCUAGACUAAACAAACAGCUUUGUUAACCUCUGCUCAUAGAGUCUGUGCUUCAGGUCCCUGGCUGCUUCGGCUUGGUGGAGGGCUAUUCUUCCCAGUUUCUUCAACUAGAGAAAAAGUGGAUAAAAUGUUUCAGAAGUGGCACUCAUCAGUACCGAGUAGUGCAUUGCUGGCUUAUCCCCAAUUUGACUUCCACCUAAUCCCCCAGUCCCUUUCAGCGAGUGUAUUACUCAGUCAGAUUUUCCCAGCCCGUGCUGAUGCCUUACCACUCCAAGGACAGAACUUUGCAUUUGUCCUUUUCAAAAUUCAGGAGGUUUCUGUUAGCCCAGUCUUCAUGGCUAUUGAGGACCCUCUGGAAUGAAGCUCUGCCAGCUGUUAUCAGCCACUCUAGCUCCCAAGAUCUAUGUUGUUUGCAGUUUUACUGAGGGUACACGCUAGAUAUUUCUCCAAGUCCCCGGCAAAGAUGCUGAAUGAUAGAACUUUAGCCUCUCAGAUUUUGGACAAGAGCCUACUCAAAACUAUAGAGGUAUGACUUGAACAAUGUUCAUGAUUACCAGUUUCUGGGAUAAAAAACAGGUUACCUUCAUUUUGGUGUUGCCUCAGCUACAAGCUGCUUACAGCUGUGUGACUUUUCCCUUUAGUGCAAAGGCAAGAAAGCUUUAUAAAAGGAGAUGUUAAGCUUUAAAAUGAUAUCCAUCCAUAAAUCUUAGGACCUUCUUUGGUCCCUCUUUGGACCCUUGGGUGCCUCGUCAGCUCAGCUAGAGGGGCUAGAUGGAACAAGAGCACACACGGAUUUCAUGUCCAUGGUGGUAUUUACUAGUCAAAGUCUUUGUCAGAGCACCUUCUCUAGAGGACUCCUUAAUGGGGGUUGAUAACAUUUGUAUAUGUGUGUGUGUGUGUGUAUACAAGUAUAUGUACGUGCAUUUUUAGGAUUUAUGUUGUAUGUAGUAAGUUAUUUUGUCACUCUUGUCACCAAUCCCAUAUUUUCAUGAGACUUGAGCUUUACUAUAAGAAGGGAAUGUGACAUGAGGUAGAGCUGUACAUUAACAAGUUCUAUGUAAUUUUUUUUUUUUAAGAUUCUUUAACUUUGAAAAAGGAUACAGAUAUAAAUUUAGAUUAUUACACAGUUAAUUACAGAGAAGCCAUCCUGGAUUUAUCAUGUACUUGAUAUGUUGUGAACUUAGAAAGCUGCCUGGAGUCCCAGUUUUGAAAAAUUCAGACAAGUGAGUAAAUCCACUUGAAUAAUCCUAGGUGAAAUCACUGGCUGUCUGAUGCAAAAGGCAAAAUCUCACUGAUUUCUCCAGGGAUGAAUUAGUUUUACAGAAUUCCUCUUGAAUUUUGGUAAUUGUAGAAUAGGAACCUCCAGCUCAAUGGAGAGCAAUUUCUGUUGCAGCCAAAAGGUGAAAGUAGCUUAUUUCAGAGCAUUCCUGUGGAUAUAAUCAAUUGUAUGGAGGACAACACUAGCUCCAAAGAUAUCCUGCUUGUUUGCACGGAUUGGCAGUGUAAAUCCCUUAGAAUGUUUGCUUCUGAAUUACAAGCGGCUAGCUAAAAGCCAGAAAGUAUAUAUGUUGCUUGAAUGUGAUUUUUGUCUGUGGUGCAACAGCCUUAUUUUUGUAAUUAAAGCAAGUAGAGUUCUAGUUUGUUACACGAGAUGAUCUGGAAUUUUUUAAACCAGUUUUGUAAUAAUGAGAUGUCGCUACUGGAUAAUGGAACAGUUCUGUGGAAAUGAGACAUUUGAUGAAAGAAAUAGGAAAUUCCUAAUUUUGUUUAAAAUAUUUUGCAUAUAAAGGUAUGAAAUGAUCCCAAUUUUUAGCUAAUAUUUGUAAUUACCCCACUUUUUAAAGGAGAGAGUAGCGUGAGCUAAACUUUAAACUUUGUACCUAGCUGAAGUUGUAGUGUGGGCUUAUGUGCACGCACACGUUCACUGUAUCAGUGGCUUUAGAGAGAUGUUUUUGCUUGUGCCACACUGCUGGAUAGUGCCUUGCAGAGAGGGGACUGUUACUGUAGGGUCUUCUCAGAUGUGCUCAGCUUUGAACUCACAAAGGGGUAGUUUCUAUUAUCACUAUUUUUUUAAUAAUUCAUUAAGUUGAUUUUGUGGCCUGAGUCAAGAGACACAUGCUUUGGCUGUUUAGAAUCAAACCUUCCAAGGAAGUAGACGUGGAAUAAAGCCCCUAAAUCUAUCUCGAUGCUUUAAAAUAGCUCUCUUAUGGAAGCGUUGAGCAGCCCAAGUGUUAUCACCAAAAUGGAGAGGGGCUGCCAGCUCUCUAUGGAUUUCUUGGUUGUCCCUCCCAGUCCCCCCACCCCAGUCAGGCCAUUCAUUUAGGGAGUCCAGUUCUUGUUGGAAUCCCAUGAUAGUGAAGUGGGAGCCUGAGACUUAGGCAGUGCCUUGUGGCAAGAGAACUGCCUUCACAGGAGCACGAGAGUGGGAUCUUCACUGGGUAGUGCCAAUUCCCAUCAGUUUUAAGCAAAUUCUCCACUGGUUUUCACCAGAGCUGGGUGUGCACAGUGGGGGGCAAAGUGAGCAGGUGCUGCUCGCCCUGCACAGAGCACCAUGACCUGCCCCUCACCCUGAGGAAUUUGGGAGGGGAAAUGGAGAGCGGCUUCUUGAGAGCAUUCCUUCAGCUGGGGCAGAUCCACCUCACUCCCUUCUCCCUGUUCUUUGCCUCCUCCUCAUGUGCUUCAUCCUGUCCUGAGCAGACCUGUGUGCAAAGCUCCUGCUCCCCACCUGUCAUGGUUUUGUAACACUGCAAAAGCAGAGCCGGUGCUUGCCUCGACACAGCCUCGUUGUUCUGCAGCUCGGUGCGGAAGGGUUGGGAGGGAGCACGUUGCAUCCUAGACUGUGUACGCGUGGAGUUUUAAAUUAUGUAUUAAAGCUGUGCUCGUCUAAUAAAAAAUGUAAUUCGGAAAA